GGCCGCGCCGAGUAGGUAUGGAUCCAAGGGCUCCGCGACAGCUGUCAACGCGCCGUCAAUACUUUCAUAUCGGGCCGUUGGCCAAGAGUGAGAAAGGGAUAUCCGAUAAUGUGAUAACAUCGAAGUGGAUUGAAUCAAAGGUGCGACUUCCGUCACAGACGUCCAACCAAUCCAUACCACGGCGUCGCUGUCGCAUAGUCCAACAAGAUGCAGCCCACGCGGUGUCUGCUGAAGGGCCGAUCCGUGUGGAAAGGCCCGCAUAUCGUCCCUCUCCCCAUCACACGACCCAAGCCGGGCGAGAAGAUACGCCCCAUCAGGACACAAGCGCGCGCCGCCACCAUCCUGCCCAACUUCGUCGGGCUGAAGUUCCAGGUGUACAACGGGAAGGUGUACAACGAUGUGACCAUCACCGAGGACAUGGUCGGGCACAAGCUGGGCGAGUUCUCUCCGACGCGGAAACCCUUCAUGUGGACUCGCGCGAAGUAGAAGGGCUGAUAUAGCGAUAUGAUACGACACGAUGCUAUGAGCGCAGAUAGACAGGCCCGGAGAGGAAAUGAGAAGAGGAGGAGGAGGAUGUACAGCAUACCCAACGGCGUUUAUUGUAUGGGGACACUAGAAAAAGCGAUGAUACGGCAGGAUUAUUGUUUAUAUCUGUCUAUUCGCGACUUCCCCAAUGUACACUACAACAAAUCUAAAACGUAAAAAAAAGUGUGACGCAAUGAAGAAGUGCGGAAUCAGUAGGUUCUUCAUGAUAAAUCAUU
Molecule: messenger RNA, 761 nt
Organism: Xylaria bambusicola
Lineage: Eukaryota; Fungi; Ascomycota; Sordariomycetes; Xylariales; Xylariaceae
Product: ribosomal protein S19/S15
Exons: 4
Coding region: 208-486 (92 amino acids)
Biological process (GO): ribosomal small subunit assembly; translation
Cellular component (GO): cytosolic small ribosomal subunit; ribosome
Molecular function (GO): RNA binding; structural constituent of ribosome
Source: RefSeq, a predicted model, not a curated record